Diachasmimorpha longicaudata is the source of this 3279-nucleotide messenger RNA. RefSeq names its product growth factor receptor-bound protein 2 (gene drk). The coding region runs from base 872 to 1507 and encodes 211 amino acids. Gene Ontology annotation, cellular component: COP9 signalosome; nucleoplasm; cytoplasm. Gene Ontology annotation, biological process: signal transduction; regulation of MAPK cascade. The record is from RefSeq and is a predicted model, not a curated record. Gene Ontology annotation, molecular function: epidermal growth factor receptor binding; phosphotyrosine residue binding. The transcript has 6 exons. Lineage: Eukaryota; Metazoa; Arthropoda; Insecta; Hymenoptera; Braconidae.
UGCCUGGCUCGCGACAAUUUCAUUGCGAUAUUAAAAGAACAAAAAUGCAUCAUAAAGUGGACACAGCCAUCGUAACAGCCUCAUUUCCCCAUUAACUCAAAUUCUGAUAAACCAAUGACGCAAUUACAAUCGAUCAAUUGAUUAGACGAUGCACAGUACGAGGCGAUUAAUCGAGAUUGGCCAAGUACGUCACUGCUGUACAUGAGAGCAUAAACGAAAAAAACAACCAAGAGAGAAGGUACGGGCUCGGCGCAGUGGUCGCUGCGCAGGAGUGGUUUUGUACGUAUAUUUGGGUUUUGGUGGUGGUUGAGUGAGUGAGGCAUCCCAUCCACUAGUAAAAUACCCUAGUGAGUGUAAUGUCUGAUAAGACGUACGAUGGAUAUCCGUGAGUGUUGAAAACAGACAUUUGUGAAUAAUCAUUUUAGUUUUUCAUUUGACAGUUUUCAAAGUACAUAAAUUUCAUCAAUCAGUUGAUCAUUUAUAUUUUAAUAUUCACUGAUAAUACUGGUGUGCGAGUUGGCGGUUGUGUAUCGAGAGACAAAUUUCUUUUUCUCGAUUCGUUCUUUUUUUUUUUGCGUGGCUAAAAGUACGAUGCCCACGGAGACAUAGGCAGUGUCGAGAGUGUUCGAGGCGACAGACGACACACACACGCACAAUCGUGAACGUUUUUAGUUAAAUUGAUUUUCAUUCAGUAAAGAGUUUGGUUAAUUAUUAUUGUGCAAGUGAAUUCAGCUCUUUCUCCGUCUGUGGGAGGAUAAAGGUUUUUUUUUCGUGGAGGAGAGGAGGCUUACAGGGGGAUAUACUUGACUGUGAUACAAGGGUCUUUCUGUCCUUGGCGUUUCGGAGAGAAUUGAAAAAUAAUACAUUAAUAAUGGAGGCUGUUGCUAAACACGAUUUUACGGCCACAGCCGACGAUGAACUCAGUUUUCGUAGGAAUCAAGUACUCAAGAUUCUUAAUAUGGAGGAUGAUAUGAACUGGUACAGAGCGGAAUUGGACUCUCGGGAGGGCUUGAUACCGAGUAAUUACAUAGAAAUGAAGAACCAUGACUGGUACUACGGACGUAUCACGAGAGCAGACGCUGAGAGACUCUUGUCGAACAAACACGAGGGUGCCUUCCUGAUCAGAGUCAGUGAGAGCUCACCCGGUGAUUUCUCUCUAUCUGUCAAGUGUUCUGACGGUGUCCAGCACUUCAAAGUGUUACGAGACGCCCAAGGAAAAUUUUUCCUUUGGGUCGUUAAAUUCAGUAGUCUCAACGAAUUAGUUGAGUAUCACCGUACAGCCUCUGUUUCCCGUUCUCAGGAUGUUAAACUGCGUGAUAUGGUGCCAGAAGAAUGUUUAGUACAGGCAUUGUAUGAUUUCACACCGCAAGAGCCAGGUGAAUUGGAGUUCAGGAGAGGUGACGUUAUCACUGUGACAGAUCGCACCGAUCAGCACUGGUGGCAUGGAGAAAUUGGUAACAGACGAGGAUUAUUCCCAUCCACCUAUGUUACGCCUUAUCACUCAUAGACCCCUUUUUACAAGUUCAACGGACCACGCCAUUACACUCCCCCUCAAUCAUCACAUGUACAGGAUCAGAAUUGAAAAUCGAAGGAAGAAAUAUUCAGCAUUAUCAUUUAGCAACAAUUCUCAUGCUGUGGGCUAUGGAAAAUACAUUUGUAUCAUCAAUUCUCGUAAUUCAGUAGCCAUUCAGUUGCCAUGUUGUAUUUAAUCUCCACUGAAUCACAUUGUUGAUAAACAACGAUUUGUAAUUAAUCAUGUCUGCAGUAAUUAUGAAUUACUUGGAUCAAAUUUUUCUUCGAUUUUCCGAGGAGUUAGUGCAAAAAUAUAAAUUUUUGUAGUCCCACCACCCUCUUCAAUUGCAAGAAAACAAUUUUUAUUUCUGGUGAUGAAUUUUUGACAUGCAUUUUUGUACUUUUUUAGCAAAAGGGUAUAAACCAGAAAAUUAAAUGUUCUAAUUUUAAGAGAAUUCGUCAGGUUUUCAGUAAUAAUGCUAUCCAAACAGCCUGACAGUGUCAGAAAAAAAAAACUAUUGAGGUAGACAACGAUUUGACAACCCUCGUAGCCCACUCUGAGUCAUAAAAAUAAUAAUUUCACUCCUUAGGCCAUAUUAUAUAAAACAAGUACAUGAUGCUUUCUUCAAACGUGCUAUUCUAAACCGAAAAUAUUAUUUUGGACAACUGCAAAGGCCUAUUCAUCUCGUUCAAUGUUUUAAAUCAGAACGAAACUAUGUAUAAAAUGCAAUUACAUGUUUUUACGUUUGCAAAUCAGCGUUAAACAAGAAGCUUAUAUUAUUUUAAGAGUCGCAAUGUUUGCAUCCAUAAAUGGUUAGAUUAAAAAUUAAGUUAUAUCAAGAUUGCAAUGAUAAUUUCAACAUCAGCAAGUUUUUAUUGGUUUUUCUUUUCGAUGGAGGAGAACAAAUCGACUUUCGCCUGAAGGGUUUUUUUAUUUUUAAGUGAGAGCAACUAUGAAUGUGUGUGGAAGAGAAAAUGAAAAGAAUAUAACCAGAAAGAUAGACAGGGUGUGUUGAAAAAUGAUAAAUUAAUAUUGAAAAACCGUAACUAAUUUGGAUAUUUUUAAUAUGAGUCAAAUGCAAGUUCACGAUUCCAAUUUUUAGCUGCUCCAAAUUCGUGAAUAAUUGACGAUUGUUUAUUUGUUAUGAUUUGACAGCCCUUUUCACGAGUCCAAGGAGUAAUCGCUGUGUUCGACUGAUUAAUGCACAGAAUCGAUCUAAGACUUUCAUUGUGAUUUUUUGCAGCCAAAAUUCAUGUUACGUCGAACGACUCGAAAUACUGGCGGGUGUCAUCAACUAUGUGGUUUAUAUUGAUUUAUCUUUUUGUGUAGAAAAAAAAGUGAUUGUGUGCCGUGCGCAGAUGCAAACAGUGUGUAUAUGAAGGAGGAGAAUCCGUGUUUUUCUUUUGAAGAAAGAACAAGCUUCCCCACAUUUUGUUUUAUUAUCGUUGUACACAAAUUAAAAUGAAAUCUCAACUCUUUAUCGUGUAAUUAUAUUAUUAUUACGUUAUGUUUCAAUUUUAUCAAUGACAAUAUAUUAUAUUAACCGAAUGCACAAGUUAUCCCUCGGUACGAAAACGAACUAUACCUUAGGCCUCGUCUUUAUACUCCGAAUUUGCUUCAACUUACGAUAACAAGGUAUAUUCGAAACUUCAAUAGUUUUUUUUAUGAUUAAGAUAAAUUUUAUUUGUAUAAUAUAUCAUUUACAAUAAGAGAAAAAUGUUUUAUUUUAAUUUUCGCUGGAAAUAAACAAUAGAAAGUAAAGGAAA